AUGAACCAAAACAAAAUUCCUCACGCCAGCAGUCAGCUGAUUUUCCUCAUGGAGCCUCCACCGCGGCUGUCGUUUUCAAACAGCACGGGCGCCAGUGUAUCCUGCGCUGCCCAUGGUACUCCUUCACCCACCAUAACUUGGCUGACUGAAGAUGGUGUACCGGUGUCUGAUGUUCCUGGACUCAGGGAGGCGUUACCCAACGGCACACUGUGGCUCGGCUCGUUCUCAGCGGCGCAGUACCGCAGCGACGUCCACGCCGCUGUGUACCGCUGUCGAGCCGCUGGUACUGUGGGCACGGUGCUCUCUCGAGACAUGCGGCUUGAGGCUGUUAUGGAUGUACCGUGGGAAGUGCGAGUACAACCGACCCAUGGAGUGUCUGGAGGUUCUGCGCUUAUGACCUGUGCGGCUUCAGCAGCUGUCCGGAGUCACAUCACCGUUACGAGGUGGUUCAAAGAUGGAGCUGUCCUAGCUCCUAUGGCAGCUGAUGCUGGUGGUCGCUACAUGAUAGGCGGCAGUCGAGGCGAUAUCCUGGUGAUACGGGAAGCUAGACCUGAUGACGCCAGCUCGUACUCCUGCGAAGCUCAGCACGUGUUGACAGGAGAGAAGAGAAGGAGUAACGGAGCCAUGAUUGCUGUUUCACAUACGACGGGAAGUAUGGCACCAAGAAUUCUUACAAUAUCUGAAGAUGAAACUGUUCCUCAAGGAGGGGAUAUUAGAUUAGUUUGUUGUGCUAUCGGAAGUCCUCCUCCUACGUACAGCUGGUUUCGUCACGCAAAUGGUCGUUUAAGUCCUGUCUCUAACAGUAUAAGGAUAUCAGUGUCUGAACAAGUCCUGAUAAUCAGACGAGCUCAGACCUCAGACAGCGGAAUAUGGACUUGCAGAGCUCACAACCAGUACGGGGAACAAAGAAGGGAUGCCAGACUCCGCGUGAGGUCUAGACUUGUGGUCAGCGUUCAUCCACAGCUGCAAGUUGCGAAUUCAGGCAGUUCCGUUACCUUCAACUGCUCAGUGGAAGGCGGUGACGCGAGGGUACGAUGGCUACAUGACGGAGUGCCAGUUGGUGGUGGUGAACGUACGCUACGCGUGCAUGGAGUCGUGCGAGCUCAUCGAGGAAUGUACCAGUGCUUCGCUGAACGAGACCUGGAUAGUGCGCAAGCUGCUGCGGAAUUGAGACUUGGAGACACAGCCCCAGAGUUGCACUACACGUUUAUCGAACAAGCUCUACACCCUGGACCAUUCCUCGCGCUUCACUGCUCCGCAUCCGGGUCUCCUUCACCACGCUUCACGUGGCUUCUCGACAUGCAAGCUGUCGAGGAACACAAUACACCGCAAAGGAGUAUAUCUCAAUUCAUGAGUCCAAAUGGCGACAUCGUCAGCUACCUCAACAUUACCUCUGUUCGACCCGAAGACGGCGGACGAUACACUUGUCGUGCGCACAACACGAGAGGUUCCGUGGAACAUUCGACGAGACUUAAUGUUUACGGUCCACCAUCGAUCAGGAACAUAGGACCGUUACGCGUGGUCGCAGGAGUGAACACGACGAUCUACUGCCCUUACUCCGGAUUUCCAAUCAGUGAUAUCAGAUGGCAACGUGGGGGGUUAGAUGUCGGAUCUUCAGGCAGAGCCUUAUCAGGAAGUGGAGGAGAGCUUUUGCUUUGGCCAGCUGAACCAGCUGAUGCUGGAGUAUAUUCGUGCAGAGUAACCGCACCGUCUGGACAAUAUGCCCAAAAAGAUGUGCAAAUUUUUGUCAGAAAUCCACCAAAAAUAGCUGGAUUUUCCUUUCCUGUGGAUUUAGUUGAGGGAAGUUCGAUACAAGUUUUAUGCGGCAUUACUUCUGGCGACAAACCUGUAUAUUUUUCCUGGUUGAAAGAUGGGCAGCACAUUCCAUCUAAUUUGCAGGUACAAGAAAAAUCUUUGGAUGAAUUCAGCUUCCUAAUCUUCUCACACUUGACGUCGAAGCAUAGUGGAGAGUACACGUGCGUAGCUAGUAACACUGCAGCUGAAGUCAAUCAUACAGCUCGACUGGCUGUAAAAGGUCCUGGUUCAAACGAUUUUCGUCCUUUGAGUCGAAUCGAGCUACCGAUAUCCGUGUUAAGCAAUGGAUCACUGAGUGCAGCAGCGGCGACUCAUGUCCACGAGGGGCGCUACGUGUGUCGCUCUGACAACGGCGUUGGGAGAGGACUGUCAAAGAUUAUCACUAUUUCCGUUAAUGAGCCAGCCCACUUCGAAUUCUCAUCUCGCAAUAUGUCAGUCCGGCGAACGUCGAGCGCGUCGCUGACGUGCGCGGCGCGCGGCGACCCGCCCAUACAGCUGCACUGGACGCACAACAUGCAGCGGCUUGACCUGUCGACUUACCGAGUAUCGGUGUCAGAAAAGCGUUCAGACAGCGGUGCAAGUUCUACUCUGACGAUAGCGCACGCCCAGCGUCGAGACUCCGGCGUCUACCGCUGUCGAGCGGAGAACGCGUACGGUCGUGACGAGUUGCUCAUUUACUUAGCCGUACAAGGUGAACAUUAUUUUACUCAUUAA
This is a messenger RNA of Melitaea cinxia (Glanville fritillary), 2529 nucleotides long. RefSeq names its product Down syndrome cell adhesion molecule-like protein Dscam2. The record is from RefSeq and is a predicted model, not a curated record. NCBI's taxonomy places the organism in Eukaryota, Metazoa, Arthropoda, Insecta, Lepidoptera, Nymphalidae. The coding region runs from base 1 to 2529 and encodes 842 amino acids. The transcript has 17 exons.